AUGCAAGGCGCAAGCCUGACCAAGGUCGAUGUUAAUGGUAUCCUCCGAUAUGGCUCAUUCGACGCUGAUGAAACUGGUCUCUCAUCAGUUACUUCUGUGCCUUCCAUUAACAAACGCUCUUUUCAAGAGAUUCAUAGCUAUCCAGAAAGUCAGAUAUCUGACGACGACAGAGCCACGAAAAGACAGGCUCUAUCUUCUGAAAGUGCUCGCCCUUCAGAUCAUGUCACGCCUAGCAGUCGCUCAUCACUAUUGUCAAACAUCCAAGUCGAAGCCCGUCCGAAUCCAGAAAUUUCUGCUUCUCUGAGAGAUGAUCGCAUACAGUCGGCACCAAAAGCUCCUACACCAAAGACGAAGAAAUUCUCAAAGGUUUCUAGAUUCACGACACAUGCUCGUCCAAGGUCGUCCAUUCCCAUACACAUGUCCUGGGAAGAAUACGGCAGACAAUGUAUUUCGGCAGCUCAUUCGUCGCGUCUCAACCCAUAUGCCCUCCAUCCAGGGGAAUACAGACUCUUGCGAAACCACAUUACACAAGCUCAAGUCACAACCUAUCUGAAUAUCCGCAAUGGCAUUCUGCGUCUUUGGGUCCGAAAUCCCUUAGUCAGCGUUUCUAAAGAGGAAGCAGCCGGGUGCGCAAAGGAUAUCCGCUUCUUUGACCUAGCUCAUACGUCGUACUGGUGGCUAGUCAGAAACGGCUAUAUCAACUUUGGCUGUGUCGAGGUGCCUCACGCAGGAGUCCUGAGCGCCAAGCGAAAAUCAAUACCGAAACAGAGGACAGUUGUUGUUGUAGGCGCUGGUAUGGCAGGCCUCAGUUGUGCGAGACAACUCGAAGGGCUGUUUGCCCAGCUCGGUGAUCAUUGGACUGAUGCUGGAGAGUUGCCUCCGAAAGUUGUGGUUUUGGAAGGUAGAAACAGAGUUGGUGGCCGUGUCUACUCACAUCCGCUUCGAGAGCAAGUACCAGAUAGCUUGCCAAAUGGUCUUCGAAAUACUGCUGAAAUGGGCGCUCAAAUUAUCACAGGCUUCAAUCACGGAAAUCCCUUGAACGCAAUUGUUCGCGGACAACUCGCCCUUCGUUACCACCUUAUGUGGGAUGAGAUUACCAUGUAUGACUCCGAUGGACUCGCAGUCAAUCACGAACGCGACAUGAUGGUGAAUAAGAUACACAACGAUCUUCUCGAGCGAGCCAGCGACUUCCGCGUCAAGCCAACGCCUGUAGAGACACUAGAAGGACUCCCGGAUUAUGUUGAUGUCUGCCAAGAUCCUGUGGAAUUCAAGACGGACAGGACCAAUGCUCCCACCCUGAACAAGGAAAGACAACAAGCUGUACCUCCUGGCUUUGCUAAGCUCCAAGGACGGACUCAAGUGGUUGCUGGCAACAGCUCGAGUCGAACAGCGGCACAAGCUGUACGGUCGGCCGGUUGGCAAUUACGACCUGGCAUAACAAAAAGACAUUCUCUUGCCCUUGAAGCCAUAGCCACCGAGUCUGACAAGCCAACCUUAGGCGCAACCAUGGAUGAAGCCGUUCGUCAGUAUCAAGAGCUUGUUGAGUUGACACCACAAGAUAUGCGUCUACUCAAUUGGCACUAUGCCGAUCUUGAAUAUGCGAACGCUGCUACAGUCUCCAACCUCAGCUUGGGUGGCCACGACCAGGACAGUGGUAACGAAUUCGAAGGCAGGCAUUCCGAAGUGGUGGGUGGAUACAUUCAAGUGCCUCGUGGUCUCAUGAUGCUGCCAUAUCCUCUCGACGUUCGCUGCGAAUCAGCCGUGGAGAAAAUCACCUACAAUGCCAACGAUGACGACGCAGACGGUUCAGCAACAGUGUUAUGUACUAACGGAGAAGUGUUCGAAGCCGAUCAAGUCAUUCUUACCUCUCCACUUGGGGUGCUCAAAGCAGAGACCAUAACAUUUGAGCCAGCUCUGCCAGCGUGGAAAAAAGGCGCCAUUGAACGAAUGGGCUUCGGACUCCUCAACAAGGUGGUCAUGGUUUUCCCACAUGCAUUCUGGGAUAGCCAAUACGACAUGUUCGGUUUCCUGAAUGACGCCGAAAACAAGGACAGUCUAAAUCCCGACGACUAUGCCGCCCGCCGCGGCCGCUUCUACAUGAUGUGGAAUUGCGAGAAGAACAGCGGUCGGCCAGUACUUAGCGCUCUCAUGUCUGGCCGAGCAGCUCACGAGGUGGAAAUCACGGACAAUGAUGUGCUGCUCCAAGAAGCUUUGGAAAAGCUCAGGCGCACAUUCGGAGCCGAGAAUGUUCCUGACCCCGUUGAAGUCAUCGUCACACGAUGGAAGAAAGAUCCUUUCGCGAGAGGCACCUAUUCUUUCGUUGGACCUGCUACUAGUCCACUGGACUACGACAUCAUGGCAGCGCCUGUAGGAAAUUUGCAUUUCGCUGGAGAAGCUACUUGUGGUACUCAUCCUGCUACCGUUCACGGCGCGUAUUUAUCAGGACUAAGAGCAGCCGCCGACGCCAUUGAUACGAUGAUCGGCCAAAUGGCGGUUCCAGAGCCUCUAGUACUGCCUCGACAGAACCUUUCAGUUGUCGAACCGGUACAACAUCUCCCGGCAGUGACACCGAACCCGCCAAUACAGUCAAAUCCCUACAGAUCGUCCACCAACAGCAAGUCUGUCGAAGACGAAGCAUACGAGGCCGCAAUCAUUGAUGCCAUCCUUUCGGAACUUGGUCCCCGCCCAAUAAAGCCAGCUAGACCCGGCGCAAGCGUUAACCCAUACCUUUUGUUCACGAACGACUCUUGGGCACGGUGCAAGGAGGAAUUGAGUCUAGCAAAACAGAAAGCAAGUGGCGACAGCACAGCCAAAGCUCUGCGUGAAGAGAUUCGUACUGAGGUUGGUCGACAAUGGCGAAUGUCAAGUGAUGAGGUCAAGCGACCAUACAUCGAGCAAACGCAAGCGGCACAGCAAGCGGUAAAAGAGACGCGUGCACAGUACGAAAAAGCAGCAGCUCAGUGGGACGAGGAUGCCCGGAGAAUUAGACUCAAAUAUCAGGAAGAGCAUCCGCCUACCAACGGGAACGAGUGGUCAGGCAGCACCAGUAUCGAGGUGGCUCCUUUAGCACCUCCUCGACGCAAGCAGACGGUCAACUACAACGAAUCCGACGGCGAGUGA
Aureobasidium melanogenum CBS 110374 is the source of this 3120-nucleotide messenger RNA. RefSeq lists its product as uncharacterized. Gene Ontology annotation, molecular function: oxidoreductase activity; protein binding. Bases 1 to 3120 code for a protein of 1039 amino acids. The record is from RefSeq and is a predicted model, not a curated record. NCBI's taxonomy places the organism in Eukaryota, Fungi, Ascomycota, Dothideomycetes, Dothideales, Saccotheciaceae. The transcript has 3 exons.